This is a messenger RNA of Ostrea edulis (European flat oyster), 3331 nucleotides long. RefSeq names its product F-box only protein 30-like. Bases 136 to 1944 code for a protein of 602 amino acids. The transcript has 4 exons. The record is from RefSeq and is a predicted model, not a curated record. Gene Ontology annotation, molecular function: protein binding; ubiquitin protein ligase activity; zinc ion binding. Lineage: Eukaryota; Metazoa; Mollusca; Bivalvia; Ostreida; Ostreidae.
CGAAUUAUAUGAAGUACAACUUAUCCCAUAUUUAAACCCAUCAACACUGAUUCAGUGAUGAAAUAUUUGUAUAUACAAACUUAUCAGUGUUAUACUAGUUAAAAUUGUAAACCAACUUCGUAUUUGUUCUUAAAUAUGUCACUGUAUGAUUUGUAUAAACAACAACCAUUAGAGGAUUCAGAUAAAAGCUCCUUAUUGUCAGAGGAGGAGAAACAUGCUGUAACUCUUGGUGUCCUGCAUGCUCACUGUACAGCGUGUGUGAACAGGAACUGCAACAUCUCCCCAGAUGGACAGAGCAGUUGCUCCGUCAUAGAGUGUCCGUAUUCUUGUGGCCAGAGAUUUCACAGGUGCAAACUAGAUGAACAUGAAAAUUUCUGCAUGAGCAUGAAAGUGCCUUGCAUUAAUCAUAUCUAUGGUUGCCCCUAUGAGAUUCUUCGAGAACAACAGGCCCGUCACAUCCCGGUGUGCCCUGCCAGUGUCGUUAAAUGUAUGAUUGAGUGGAAUCGAUGGCCAAUGCAUUCGAGUGACUUGUGUGUUAAAGCACCUCUGCCUUUGAAUAAUCCUCGUGUACAAUGUGGGCAGUUAGAUGUAGCCCUAGCAUUCCGAGAUCAACGUGUGCUUUUAAAGUCAAUGUCUGAGAAAAAGCUGAAGGCCACUGAGAAAACAAGUGAGAAGUCGAAUGAUGCUCCUUGGGAAUCAAACAAGUAUCCCCCUGGUCUUCAAAAAUCUCUAUACCAUGGUAUCUUCUCACCAUCAAAAGGUGAUGUUUUUUGUGCCAAAGACCCAAAUUAUGAUGAUAGAAAUAAUUAUGCAAAGGAACAUGCCUCUGUCCAGCUUGGGGGUAUUGGGGUAGAUUACAUUUCCUCCAAUAUGGGACUUGCUGGUAUAAGGAGAUUAAGUGAAAUUGAAAGAGAAAGACAGCAGAAAUUGGAAAAUUUAACACCAAAUCCUAGUCCUCUGCCACAAGAGGAGGAAUUAAAAUCUCAGCCACCUUCUAUAGAAGUGAAAGAAGAUGAUACAGAAGACAAUUGCAAUGAUGAAGACAAGUUGAUUAACCUCUACAACAAAAAAAUACAACUUCAUGAACUUUUAGGUCUUUGUUUGAAUGUGGAAAAUUAUCCCAGUGGAUCCUUCACAUUUUCCUGUGACCAGAGUUUCAGGCGUGAUGAGAUUGCUUGGCAUUUCAAGAACGUUCACAGUGAGAUACAGAAUGGUUUAAAUGGGAUCAUGGAACAAAGAUGUCCACUUGCACACCAGGGCUGCAAUUUCACUCAUCGCAGGUUCAUUCCUCUUAUACCAAAAGGAAAAAUAGUACACAGUUCUCUUUUAGAAAGUUUUGGACUAGUCAGUGGAGAGGAAGAUGAAAAUGGUGCAAUAAUUGAUGAAUCAAUAGAAGAUAUGUCCACAACAGAAAACAAGGAUUCGGAUAAAAUUCGACGUCUACGAGAAGCAACUCCUGAGAUUAUAACGUCUUCCAAAUAUGACUCUAUUAUCAAGGUGAUCCCAAGGUAUCGAAGAGUUUCUACUCCAGAAAUUCCCUGCACAUCUGUAAACAGAGAGGCAUUAAAGCUAACAUGUCUUCCUGUGGAAAUCCUGGAAAAUAUCGUAAGUUACCUGGAUGGCUUCAGUUUGAAUAAUUUAUCCUUGACCUGUUCAGCACUGAGACAGGUUUGUGCCUCCGUGUUACAAGUGAAGGGAAUGGUGCUGAUGGUUUGGGGAAAAGAGGAAAACAGCAAUUCAUGGCAUGUGACAAAGCAUAAGUGGAUUUUCAGCAACAGUAUGAGUCCUAUCAGGCAAUGGAAGCAGAUUGGACAUGGUGUAUUGUCUGAGCACCUCAAAGUCUGUGAGUUCAACCAGGAGAAGGACAAAGUGAUUCGCACAGAAAAGAUUAAAGUUAUGGAAGCUCUAGAUCUGUUGGAAACCACAGUACAAGGAGAGCAAUAAACAAUAUUUCCAUAGGGGAAACUUAAAAUUUGGACUGUCUAAGCUGUUGGUAUGAUAGUGAGGUGCCUUAAAAUCUUUGUUGAUAACAGUCUUUCAAUGUCUAUUAGUAUCAUAUUUAUACACAAAUUGUUGAUGCAUAAAUUAUAUAACCAGAAUCUACAAUAUUUAUUCCCACCUCCUCAGUUUAUGCUUUGAUGUUGGUUGCAUUUCGUCACUGUUUACAUGACAAAAUGGGUAUUUUUAGGUCACCUGAGUCGCUAUUAGUCUGCGUCUGUAUUAUCGUGCAUUAAGAAAAUAAACAUUUUAAACAAGUUUCUUCUUUAUAACUAUCAUUCCAAUUCUUUUAAGCAUCUUUGGGACAAAGGAGAUGUGAAUUUUAAAUUACAGGAAUCCUGCACCCCUGGGACAGGGCAAUAACUGCCAAAGAUUUACCAAUUUUAAAAAAGGUCUUCUUCUCUAGAACUGCACAUCUGUAAGGAAAAUUAAAUACAAAGUCAUGUAGAACAGGAAGUCCUCUACCAAAAUUUUGUAAAUUUCAUGAUCCUCAGAGUAGAGGUUCUUGCUCCAGGGUGGGGCCAAACUUGGCAUACAGUGUUUAUGUGUCAAACAUUUAAAUAACAUCUUCUUCAAUGCUUAGGAUACUAAAUUAAAACUAGGUGUUUGGAAGGGGCUCUUUACCACAAUUGUAAAUUUCAUCAUCCUAGUGGUAGGGGUUUUGGUUCUAGGGUGGGGCCAAACUUAUCAUAGUGAUUAUGAACAAACAUCAUCUUUGAUUUUGCUGAUAGGCUAUAAAAACUAGAUAUAUAUACAUGUAUAGGAGAAGCAAAUGGGAAUGUACCAAAAUUGUGAAUUUCACAACCCCAGGGUUUUGACUUUUGGCCGGGUCCAAAACAGUCAUAUAUUGUUAUUAUAAUAUAGAUUAUAUAUAACUUAUAUACAUAUAUUAAGUAAAAUCUUCCAUGUGUAUUAAUAACACAUCUUGUUUUAUACUGCUGCUGAAUAUUAGAAUUUUAAUAGCUUAGAUAUGCAGAAUAGGAAAAUUGUAGUAAAGCCCAUAGGUCUAGUGACAUGUAGGUGACCAGUAAGGCCUGCGGACCUUUGUUUGGUUUUUUUUUUUUUGGUUUUUAUUUUGUCUUUCUGUGAUUUUGUAUAUUUAAAAAAAAAAAUUAUCUUUUUUUUUUUUGGAUGGACCGGAGAUUUACACAGCCAAUCAAAACACAGUACAGUAUAAUGAACUAAAGUGCAGAUUUAAAUUUUGAAUUUACUUUUUGUUGACAUGAAAUUCAUAUAUGAAGUGAUUUUUAAAUUUUGCUUCAAACUUUAUCCAUGCAGUGAUUGCUGAUGUUGAUAUAUUAAGUACUGUGCAAUAAAGUUUUUGUCUCUUGUU